Molecule: messenger RNA, 933 nt
Organism: Callorhinchus milii (elephant shark)
Lineage: Eukaryota; Metazoa; Chordata; Chondrichthyes; Chimaeriformes; Callorhinchidae
Exons: 1
Coding region: 1-933 (310 amino acids)
Source: RefSeq, a predicted model, not a curated record
AUGGAUGUGUCCUAUGCCUCUGAGGGCUACAUCAAUCUGAGAAACAGUAUCAUCACGAGUUCGACUUCCCUAAUCGAACCAAGCAAACGUCCCUCUCUAAAACCAUCGGCGGCUAGACCUCCCAGACUCUAUGGUCUUCCCAAAAUCCAUAAAGAAGGCACGCCGCUACGACCCAUCGUGUCGAUGAUAAACUCUCCUACGUACAAACUAGCCCGUUUUCUAUCAGAUACUCUGCUCCCCUUCACAGGCAAGACCUCUUCGGCAGUACUCAACUCAACCCAAUUAGUCUCUAUGGUUAAGGACAUGGUACUAUCUCCUGAUGACAUCCUCGUCAGCUUUGAUGUAGUAUCUUUGUUCACCAAAGUCCCAGUACCGGACACCCUAACAAUAAUUGAGGACUUAGUCCAACAUGGAUUGAAUUCUGAUGUACCUGCGCUGGUUAGGCAUUGCCUCACCAACACCUAUUUUACCUGGAAUGGCACCUUCUACAAACAGAAUGAGGGUACCCCUAUGGGCUCCCCCUUGUCACCAGUUAUAGCCAACAUGUUCAUGGGAAAGUUUGAAUCAGACGCCAUCCAGACAUCCACCCUGCGUCCUUCCCUGUGGAAGAGGUAUGUGGAUGACACUUUCGUCAUCUGGCCACAUGGCCUCCCAGCAUUGAACCACUUCUUGGACCACAUCAAUUCUAGACACCCAUCCAUCAGAUUCACCAUGGAAGUGGAGAAAGACGGUAAACUACCAUUCUUGGAUAUUCUGUUUGAGAGGAGGCCUGACGGAUCCUUGGGACAUUCUGUCUACAGGAAAGCCACCCACACAGAUUCCUACUUGAAACCGGAUUCGCCCACCACCCAUUUCAAAAGAAUUCUCUCAUCAAAACGCUAUACCACAGAGCCCAUGGCAUUUCUGACCAACACCACCUGGCCGGUGAAUUAA